GGUUCCUCCUUGGUGUGUGUGUGUGUACGGCGGUUCUCUCGUGCGUUUCACAUGUUAGAUCCGUCUUUUCAAUCUCUACAUUUUCCCCUUUUCUCUAUUUAAACAUUAAUGUCUUCUAUUGUAGACAUUGAUUUUUUCUUCUGCAAAAUUUUGAUUUGAAGUUCAAAAAAAAUUCUGAAUUUUUGGAAUGGCUAUGACAGCAGAUUCUUCCUCCCCACACAAAGGUCUCAAUAAUCCUCAGUUCCGUCACAAUAAUUUACGUAAACAGCCUUGGGCUCAAGUUGUUGCUUCCCUGCCUGAGCAAUCAAGUUUUUCCGACUGCUCUCCUUCGCAAGUGGCAGGUAUUUCUUUAGUCGCCACCGAAGUUGGUUCUGAUUCUGAUUGCAAUAAUAUUGCUCCUUCAAGCCCCAAGAAAUCGGUUUGGAACAAUCCUUCAAACGUUGUCUCCAUUGGGGCGGAUUCUGAAAAGGAAGAUGGGUGGCCUGCUUUAACUAAAUCCGCUAAGGGUUUCAAAAAAUCAUUAACUGAUUCUCCUCCAAAGACUCCGGCCGACAGAUCUCUUUCUACUCCUCCGGGUCCAGUGGUACCCCAAUCAACUCAUAAAGAAGGUGCUGGUUCUGCUAACCCGAAAUCAACGCCAAACCGCUCAAUGGUAAAUCGGCAGAAAUCUUCUAAGCGCAGUGGCAAUAGCUCUGCUAGUGGGCAUCCCCAGGGAGGUUAUUCUCACCAACUCCCACCUCCACCACCGCCGCUGCCGCCAUUUACUGUGUCACAAAUCCCCCCAACUAAUUUUGUUCCAGCAAUGCCAUAUAAUUCUACGAGAGACCCUCAGUACAGGGGUAAUAGUUGGGAAACCAGACCGGUUGGAGGCUUUGCAUCGCAGUCUCACAAUGACCGGCAUUCUUCCCGAAGGGGAGGCAACUAUGGACCACGUGGAGAUGGCUAUAAUAAUUGGGGGAGGCGUGAUCCGGAUCGUGGGAAUUAUGGGAAUGCAAGAGAUGGUCAUAUGCAACCUUUGAGAGCUCCCCAAAGGGGAUUUCCAAGACCUUCGCUUUCGUCUCCAGCAGUUCAUUCUUUUGUUACUCCACACCCUGUGGCCUCAUUUAUGAAUCCCAUAGGAGGAUACCCUGAGGCUAUGUAUUUCACUAUGGCCCCAUUUAGGGGCAUGCCAGCAUUUACCCCUGCCCCGCCUCCGAUGUUUGUGUCUGUUCCAGAUCCUCCUUUGCCGGCAUUAUUACUACACCAAAUUGAUUAUUAUUUCAGUGAUGAUAAUUUGGUGAAAGAUGACUUUCUGAAAUCUAAUAUGGAUGAUCAGGGUUGGGUAGCCAUUUCUUUAAUAGCAGGAUUUCCUAGAGUUAAGAGUUUAACAAGCAACAUUCAGCUGAUAGUGGAUUCGUUACGGAGCUCAACUAUUGUGGAAGUACAAGAUGAUAAAGUGAGGAGGUGCAAUGAUUGGAGUAAAUGGAUACCUUAUCGAGUUUCAACAACAUUAGGAUCAAUGUCUCCGGGCAUAUCAAGUUCUGAAGUACUAGCAAGUUCUUUUCGGCAUAUUACAAUAAGAGAAGAGUCUACUAAUCCCGAGGAUACUUCAGGAAGACUUCCACGACUCUCGAUUGGAGGAGGUUCUGAAGACCUAUGUUUGGACCAAAACUGAUCAAUCUUGCCACCACAAAGCACGAUCCGUUAAUAAAAGUUGUGCUUUAUUUUUUGAUUCGACUGAAGUGGAAGCUGCAUUGCAAAGAAUUGGACAACUUUUUCUUUUAUUUUCGCUCAUCGUCACAUGUGGUUUGGUGUGGCGAGUAGAGGCAACCAAUAAGGUACAUAAAUUUAUCUUUUGAAACAUAAGAGGGAAGAAAAAAAGAGUGGACUGUGGAAGAAUAAGGACUACUUUUGGUUGUAUAGUUUUGCUAUUAUUAUCCUAUGAACAAUUCUUUCUUUUAAUUCCUUGGGUAGGAAAGUCCAUUAAUUAGUAUUC
Messenger RNA from Hibiscus syriacus, 1975 nucleotides. Its product is annotated as la-related protein 1B-like. The transcript is spliced from 6 exons. Bases 188 to 1654 code for a protein of 488 amino acids. The record is from RefSeq and is a predicted model, not a curated record. Gene Ontology annotation, molecular function: RNA binding. NCBI's taxonomy places the organism in Eukaryota, Viridiplantae, Streptophyta, Magnoliopsida, Malvales, Malvaceae.